Molecule: messenger RNA, 645 nt
Organism: Geodia barretti
Lineage: Eukaryota; Metazoa; Porifera; Demospongiae; Tetractinellida; Geodiidae
Source: the annotation of a GenBank genome assembly
AUGACUUAUUCCCCUUCCGCAGAUACCGCCGAGAGGCGGCGUCCCGAACUGCCCGGCAUGUUCACAGAGUAUCGUGACGAUAUAGGCAUCGCGCUGCGUGAGGCGCUGCGCGGCGGUGAUUCCGUCUAUGACCUGCUGCGCUACUAUAUGGGAUGGGUCGAUCCCGAGGGUAAUGCGGCGUCCGGCACUGAGGGCAAGUAUCUGCGUCCCACCCUGUGUCUGUUCGCGUGCGAAGCAGUUGGCGGCGGACGUGAUAAGGCGAUGCCUGCUGCUGCCGCGCUUGAACUCAUUCACAACUUCUCGCUGAUUCACGACGACAUUCAGGACGGGGACGAAACGCGGCAUCAUCGGAAGACGCUGUGGGCAAUCUGGGGCAUUCCGAAGGCGCUUGUGGCCGGCAAUGUGCUGCGAAUAGUCGCGGACAGCACACUGGACGACUUGCAGUCUGUGGGUGUGCCGCCUAGCCGAGUUCUGCCCGCAGUCAACCAACUUACACAGGCGUACCUUGAGAUGAUCGAGGGGCAGUACCUGGACAUCUCGUUUGAGGGGCAGAAUGAAGUCGGACUGCAGCAGUAUCUUGACAUGAUUGCGCGCAAAGACGGGGGCUCUCAUACGAUGCUCGUUCACGAUGGGGCGCGCUCAUAG